Molecule: messenger RNA, 1694 nt
Organism: Osmerus eperlanus (European smelt)
Lineage: Eukaryota; Metazoa; Chordata; Actinopteri; Osmeriformes; Osmeridae
Gene: nkx6-3
Product: NK6 homeobox 3
Exons: 3
Coding region: 65-931 (288 amino acids)
Biological process (GO): cell differentiation; regulation of transcription by RNA polymerase II
Cellular component (GO): nucleus
Molecular function (GO): RNA polymerase II cis-regulatory region sequence-specific DNA binding; DNA-binding transcription factor activity, RNA polymerase II-specific
Source: RefSeq, a predicted model, not a curated record
UUUUGAUUUUCGGCGUGUUGGCGAGGUUGAAGGACCACCCCUGUGAGCGUCGAUUGGCCUUUUCAUGACCAGACCUGACUGGGUGAGUCUGUUCGACCUGGAGGCGGACACACUUCCCAUGGAUCCCAACAUCCAGGGCUCCUUCUUGUUCAACAACAGCCUGAACCAGUUCCCCUCGGACUUAAAGGCGCCCAUGUGCCAGUACUCCGUGCCCAACUCCUUCUACAAGCUCAACCAGGGUCUGAACAGCCAGUUUGCGGCAGGCACGCCUCACGGCAUCAGCGAUAUCCUCAGCCGCUCCAUGGUUGGCAUGGGGGCAUCGGGCACCUCCCUGCUGUCCGGGUACUCCGCCAUGGGGGGCUUCAGCCACCCGGUGGCUGCCACCCCGGGAGUCUACUACAACCGGGACUGCAACCCUGCCGCGGGGGGUUUCUCCAAGCCUGGCGCCGAGUGCCCCAUGAAGGGGCGCCCGGGCAGCUGCUGGGGGGAAGGGGCCUACGAGUGGAGAGCGGGAAGGCAGCAGUGCGCUAACAACAGUGGUCACCUUGGCGACAUGUCUGGCAGAAAGAAACACACCCGGCCGACGUUCAGCGGACACCAGAUCUUUGCUCUGGAGAAAACCUUUGAGCAGACCAAGUACCUGGCGGGCCCUGAGCGAGCCAGGCUAGCCUACUCCCUGGGCAUGACAGAGUCCCAAGUCAAGGUGUGGUUCCAGAACCGCCGCACCAAGUGGAGGAAGAAGAGUGCUUCGGAGCCCAGCUCCACCCAGGUGGCCCACGGCGAGCAGGGCGGAGAGGUGUCGGAGAACGAGGUGGAGGACGAGGAGUAUAACAAGCCUCUGGACCCCGACUCUGACGACGAGAAGAUCCGACUGCUGCUGAGAAAGCACCGCCGGGCAUUCUCUGUCCUCCGCCUCGGACCGCACGUCUGACACACUCACACACUCGCUCACUUUCACACACACCCGCACACAUGCAGAUUUCUCUCUCUCUCUGUCACACACACACGUAUAAUUUUAAAGCAGAUAUGCAUGCUGUUGCAACGAUUUAAUUAGGAUGAAGAAUUUAUUGAAAUACACACACAUUUGAGCAUGUUGCCAAGAACAACCCUUUGAUGUGCGUUACUAAUAAUAAACAAAUGCAAUCUACGGUCAUUGAUAAAACCAAUGUUUACUUUUUGUACUAAAUUUAAUAUCUGGAAGCCGUAGUAAAUUAACCAGGUAAAGUGUUGAAUCAUAUGGCAAUUGUAUCUGUUUGUUUCUCAACAACAGACGUUAGUUUCAAUUUUAUUUGCCAUUUGUAAGUACAAGUAGAGGUACAUUUAAAUACUUCAUCCUGCUCCUCAACUGUUUCCUAUCAUUCAACUGUUGCUAAUCUUUCAAAACACUCAUAUUUGAAUGAAUUUAGUGGCUUAAAGUUACAGUAAACAUCGUUUUUUGUUUUGUUUUUUCUUUUACUUGCAUUUUGCUACAGUAUUUGAUGUUAUGCUGCGCUGUUAAUUCAGGUUUAGGGGCAUGUGCAUUUCAAACUGUGUAGCUGAGAUUUCAUUUUGGCCUUCAUGCAGACUAGACCACAGGUCAGCAAGCUUUCAGCAUACUGUAUAAACCUCAGAGCUAUUAACUCAAGGAAUCUACAGACAUUGUAAAUGAGUUAUGAUGUUGAUAUUGUACAAUAAAUUGUGGAUUAUUUAUUGAA